Messenger RNA from Pimephales promelas (fathead minnow), 708 nucleotides. NCBI's taxonomy places the organism in Eukaryota, Metazoa, Chordata, Actinopteri, Cypriniformes, Leuciscidae. The record is from RefSeq and is a predicted model, not a curated record.
AACCGGUGCGUCUUGAUGACGUCACUCUCCUCUGCGACGAAGCGCGGAGCUCGAAACCUUUAGGAUGUAAACAUGAUGUUUUGAGUAUGUUAGACAACAUAAAGUAAGAGGUGAACAUGGAAGUGAGCCAUUCGAUUCGUGAACGCACCAUCGCCGAGAACAGCCUGGUGAUUCUCCUGCAGGGUCUGCAUGGCCAGGUGACCACCGUUGACCUGCGAGACGAGAGCACAGCCAGGGGACGCGUUAUUAACGUGGACGCUUUCAUGAACAUCCGGCUGGAGAAGGUUUUGUACCGGGACAGACGUGGACAUAUGUCCAGUAUGGAUGACCUGUUUGUCACUGGCCGAAACGUGCGCUACGUCCACAUCCCAGACCACAUGAACAUUCAAGAGACAAUAGAGUCCCAGCUCUCCAAAAUACACCGCGUGCGAAACUUUGGAGCAGGUGGUGGACGGAAAGAAUACUCGAAGAAAAAAUAGCUUAUGUGUGAGAUUUAUGUUUGUCUUGCGAAUGUAUUGUUUUUGGAAAGCGCACUAUUAUUUGUAAUGCAGCCGUGAAGCAAAAAGUAGUGUGUACAUUGUUGCUAGUUUGUAACUGAAAUAGUUCUGUUUGUGUUCUCAAGGAACGGUGUGGGAAAAGUGAUUUCUGUUUACUUUGUACUGCUCUGGUGGUUUGAAAAUUAAUAAACGGAUAAAUGUGAUGAAAUAA